CAGAUUUGCACAAUCACCAUGCGGGGCGACCAUCGCACCAACAGCAUAAGCAUGGACAGGUCCAGCGACGACAGCGGCGAGCGGUCCCCGCUCCUUCGGGCAAUGCGAAACUCUUAUCACGAGGAAACGAUGUAUCAAUCCAUCCAUCCUGCCAAUGCAUCCUUCUCGUCCCCCCGCGAGACCGAGACCAAUGACUUGCGAAGCAUGCGCCCGUUUCGGCCGAUUGUGUACGCAGAGCAGUCCCUCGCUGUCCUGCUAAAUGGCGUCAUGAUCUACGUGAUGUGCGUCUUCGUUGGCUUCGGUCUCAUAGCUCUGAACGCCGACAACGUGCUUGGCCCGGCACGCCACUGGAACUGGUGGGUGGUCUUCUUGCCGUUCUGGGUUGCCAACCUCGUCAUGCUUGGUGCGCAUGUCCUGUCCAUCCGCGCUGCCACAGAGUUGCGUCAAUGGGCCGAGACGGACAUGAUGUCCAACGAGCCGCUGCUCCCACUGUUGCGCAAGAUCCUGCUGCUGUACGCCGUGAGCAUGCCGCUCUGCUUCCUCCUCUUCUGGGCCGAAGUCGCCUUCUGCGCCAUUCUCAGCGACUCGUCCGAUAUCAGCGUCUACGUCGCUUACGCUCCGCUCAUGAUCAUUGAAGUCGGCUACGUCGUGCGUUAUCUCCUCUGCAAGUCCAGGACCACCCUCCCCGGCGUGUCUUGGAUCCUGCUGUUUACAUUUACACUCCUUCUCGCCCACAACUCGGACAUCGCCGCGAAGCCGACGUCGGCCAACUCGGCGGGGCUGCCCUGGGUCGCAGUCUUUGCCCCGCUGUUUGUCCUCCAACUGGUCCUCUUUGGCUCGCUCGCUGUCGUGCUAUACAUGCAAGCCGCCGGCCUCUACCGCCUCAAUUCCACCCAAGUGCGCGCCACGGCGCUGUACUCCAUCGCCCUCGUCGCCGCGACCACUGGCCAAAUCAUGCUGGUGCAGCACAUGGAGCUACAACAAGGUGCCGACAGAGCGACGGCAACUGAAAUGGACGUGCCGUCACUGCUGCUCUUCACCGCGUGGAUCGUUGCCAGCGCGGGGCUAUACAUAGUCUGUCGGCAAGAAGUCGCCAAACUCAUGGCGUCCCGCGGCGGCGCGGUGCCGGUCCCGCUGACGCGGACGGCCGACGGAUGGGUCACCAACCACGCCGUGAUGGACCGAUGGAUGCUUCUCGGUGACGUCUCGCUCACCGGCGUAGGGCUGGCGCGACGGUCGGCGGGAGUCCGCAAACGCACCGCCAGCGACAUCGAAGGGGAGAUGAACUCGGAAGGGUACUCGUGGCUGCGCCACGUAUUCACGUCAACGUGGCUGAGGUGCUGCUGCUGCUUGGGCAGCACUACCCGAGACUUGGUACCGGACGAUCAGAUCCCCGAAGGUCGUCUCAACACCAGCGGCACCAAAGCCCGGAGAAACUCGGGCAGCUAUAGCAACGUGUUGGUGGAGGCGGACGUCAGUCAGUCGUAACUGACUCAUCGUUACAUGCAAGUAACGGGUGAUUAGCCUUAAAGUUUAUAAUAUGGGACACGUUAUGUUAUCCA
This is a messenger RNA of Aphanomyces astaci, 1562 nucleotides long. RefSeq lists its product as hypothetical. Lineage: Eukaryota; Oomycota; Saprolegniomycetes; Saprolegniales; Verrucalvaceae. The record is from RefSeq and is a predicted model, not a curated record. The transcript has 2 exons. Bases 19 to 1488 code for a protein of 489 amino acids.